Histoplasma capsulatum G186AR is the source of this 3192-nucleotide messenger RNA. RefSeq names its product FAD binding domain-containing protein. The record is from RefSeq and is a predicted model, not a curated record. Gene Ontology annotation, biological process: homocysteine metabolic process. Gene Ontology annotation, molecular function: [methionine synthase] reductase (NADPH) activity; flavin adenine dinucleotide binding; FMN binding. Lineage: Eukaryota; Fungi; Ascomycota; Eurotiomycetes; Onygenales; Ajellomycetaceae. The transcript has 3 exons. Gene Ontology annotation, cellular component: cytosol. The coding region runs from base 501 to 2432 and encodes 643 amino acids.
UAGGCCAAAUAGUUGGAUCUGCUUUUAUGUUGGGGGGCUGAUGAGAGAUGAGAGAGCUUCUUUUGUUCAUCCCUGGUGUGCCGAAACGGUCCUGUAAAUUAUACACUUGCAAUACGGCCUGUAUUUUCCGAGUCAACCCACUUUUUUCACGCUGCUGCCGAUGUUCCUCUUUUCGCCUCAUCCCCAAUUUAAUCUCCUUCGAUCCUGCUUCCAUGACUGCUCCUCACGCGAAGCAAUGUCUCCUUUCAGUCCCUAUCUACGACUCGAAUCCUCUCUUUACUUCCUCCUCUCUCAAUGAUAUUCGUCGAUUUCUUAUUUUUUAAUACCCCUUGUCGUGACGUUUCUUCUCUGUUCCGUCAUACCCUUGAUACGAUUCAAAGCAAUUGUAUUUGGAGAGAUUGGGCAACCCCCUCUUCAAUCUAAACGCGCUUUACUGAGCAGGCGCUACAACCGUAUAGAGGCAUCUGGUAAUUGCAGCUUUCCCCCUUUUAACAGCUGGGAUGGCGGUAUCAAUGACUCGGCAGGUGGAUACUAUCACCGUUUCCAGCACAUCUCACGCAGGCAAUCCGGUCCCAGAAGAACCGACAUCCUUGCCACAUCUUAAAAUAAUGCACCCAGCAACGAAUGCCUCCUCGCCAGACUCGCAUUCAUCCUCUGUAUCUACGCCCGGAACAGUAGAGCCAAUUAGUGGCAUGGAGACUCCCUCAACUCCAUGGAACGAGCCAUUACCGGAUGAUCUCACAGAUGGGAUCCUGGACCUUACGCUCAGCUCGAAAUCUCCCCCGUCGACUACGAAACGCCGGAGACGGGCCUCUACUGUCUUGAUAUCGCAAAGCUCUGAAGAUGUCGAGAAAAUACUAGGCAGCGGCCAAGGCGGUACACAUGUCCUCGAGAAAAUCUGCUGUGGUGGAGGAUGCUGUAAACUUCAGCCUCUGCAAGAACCUGCAUCGUCGUCCUCGAUCCACCUUGUCAUCAAACCAAAGAAUCAGGCCUUCGAAAGCCUAAAAUUACACCUAGGCCAGUUAUCGCAUGACAGUGUUCUGACAAACAUUAUCCCCCUCCCCGAGAAAACUGUGUCGUUUUCUCCCGUACCAACAGAGUUGGCCGAUAGGGAACCAGGGCCUGCGGAUCAUCCACCUCAAUUCGUCCAACCACACCCCCCUUAUGAGGUGUUCCGUGCACCCCUCUACCACGCUCGAGAGUUGACCAAGCCUGGUGCGGAAAAGAGGACUUACCAUUUUGAUAUAGAUGUUACAGACUACCCCGUUGAGGGUGGCGAUGUCGACUUCGUGGUUGGGGGUGCGAUUGGCAUCUGUCCCCAAAAUUCAGACGAGGUGGUAGACGAGGUUUUCAACCUACUUAGCAUUCCGAAAAUGGUCCGAGAUAAGAGAGUAAUGGUCAACACCACCACCGGCCGAUGGCCUACUGUCUGGGGAGAUGAGAAGCCACGAAGCCUGUUAACUACUAGGCGCGAAUUGCUUUCGUGGUGCUCUGACCUACAGAGCUAUCCACCGACAAAACAAAUGUUCCGACUUCUGGCAGAGUACGCCACGGAUCGAGACGAGAAAAAAAUAUUGAUGUUCCUCUCAUCGGCACAGGGCCAGGGGGCGUUCUGCGACCUUCGAACUGGCCAACAUACCACAGUGCCUCAAGUUCUAUCUGCAUUCCCCUCAGCCCAACCCCCUCUUGAUUACCUGCUCUCUAUCCUCAAUACUCUUAUGCCACGAUUUUAUUCCCUUUCUCAGGAUCCUCUAGUUUCAUGCACCCUCCGUGACGGCAAAUGCAGGAGGCUGAUAGAGAUCGCUGUCACUGUCCACGAAUCCCCUGAUUGGCAUGGAGGAAGAAGAACUGGUGUGGGCUCCGGGUUCUUGGAACGCAAAGCAAAGCAACUUCUUCGCGCUGAGGAAUUAGGCGAUGACAUUUCGUCUUUAAACCUGCACAUCCCGAUGUUCCGUGGUUUGAUGGCCAACCCUCUUGCACGCGAAUUUGUUUCGGAUGGGCCCAUGCUCCUCAUUGGUGCAGGAGUUGGAGUUGCCCCAUUCCGUGGAUUCGUGCAGCGGCGCUUGAGGUCUGCUAACUGCGCCAACAAAGUGUGGGUCCUCCAGGGAAUCCGUGACUCAUUGCUCGACGAGCUUUAUUCUGGUGAAUGGGGCGUCCAUGAGGACACCGUGAAGAGGGUCGUCCAGAGUCGGCGUGGCGAGGGCAAGUAUGUGCAAGAAGAGGUGCGCAACCAAGCUGACCUCGUAUGGUUCGUUAUCAACUCUCUUGAUGGGCGUGUUUUCGUCUGCGGGAGCAGCAAGGGCAUGGGCGAAGGUGUCGAAGCUGCAUUGGUAGAUGUUGCCGUGGCCAAGGGGAAUCUCAAUCGUGAAGAAGCGAAGCUCUUCUGGCAAGGGAAGAAGGAUGCUGGCCAAUAUAUCGCGGAGACAUGGUAGAAACAUCAGGCAACAUAUUUAUGCGCACCUCUAUCUUCCAUUGACGAUAUCUCAAGCUACCUACCGGAUUUCAUCUGCCUACCUUCACAUAUCUGCCUCCUCUCUCUCCACUCACUCGGUAUCAUUUAUUUUGAUUUAUCGAGUCUCCACCUCGCAUUAAUUUGAGUGCAUCGGCAUUUGAACUGUUGUCGACGACACCGUUUUAAAAUAUUUGCAAAUUCUUUCCUUUCCCCUUCCUGAACUCCCAAAGAUCUAAGUGGACUUUCAACUCGUGCGCUUGCAUCCUUCUAACUAAUUGGUAAGAAGGGUCCCACAUUUCCAAAAUUAUGAUUGAAUUUGUUUGUCCCCGUUUUUGAUAUAAUGUAUAUUAUUCACCUUUCCAUCUGCUUUUACGAACACUACCUCAGGGUCUGGGGGAAAAAAAAGGGGGGGAAGAAAGAGUAGACCCAGAAAAUACCUCGUGUCUUUUUUAUCUUUUUUUUUUCUUUCAAACAGCAUUAUUCGCUUCUUGGUAUAUUCCUUGCCCCAUCUCUAUAAACUUACCUAGGUCAACCCAAUCGUGUUGUUUCCUGUUCUAUUAAUUUUUUUUUUCCCAAAAAAAUUUCGACACCCGUUUCUUUUUUUCCAGUGUUAAGGGUAUAUUUUGGCAUGGAAAGGGGACUCUGUCAAUAAUUUUCCAUUUUUCUCUUUGUUUUCCUUUUGAAAAUUUUCGAUUUUAGAGACACCCAUUCUUCAAUGAAGUGCAAAAUUUCGCAAGCUG